CCUGGUGGUGGUUGGCGGGCCGCGGGCGCUGCUCCUCCACCCCGCCUUUGACUGCCCCACCCCGCUCGUCGGCCCCCCACCGAUUCCUUCGCUUCGCUGCUGCCUGUGCCAUUGACCCGCCCACCGGCCGCCGCCGCCGCCGCUCCCCCCUUACCUGGUUGGCUGGUUGCUUGGUUGAGGAGAUAGCGGCACCCACCCACUCCCCCGGCCCCCCGCUCCAUAGCAUAUUCCUAUCUGGUGGUGGUGAGUGGUGGCCUCCGCGCGCGGGCAGAUCCCGCUUCGCUGGCGUCUGCCACCGCGGGGUCCCACCGUAGCGGCGGCGGAGGAGGAGGGGCGAGAGGCGGCGACCAGCAGCAGCAGGUAGCGAGCUGUGUCGGCAGGCCUGGCGGCCUCCGGGAUGAGGGGGGAGGCCAACGGCGGGGAGGGCCGCCGCCCGCGGGGCGAGGACCCGGACCACGAGGACGAGGAGGGGGCGCCGCCUCAGAGGCAGCAGCAGCAGCAGCCGCAGAGGCCCGCCGCGCGGCCGCCCUCCGGCCCGCAGCAACCGCCGCCGCCGGCGAUGACGAGGAACGUCGGGUACGUCGGCAAGCACCGCCUCUCCGCCGCCAUCGCCCGCCUCGACCAGGAGCUCCAGUCCCUCCAGGACGAAUUGAAUGAGCUUGAAACCAUGGAACCUGCAUCCACUGCGUGCCAGGAUGUGAUCACAAGUACAGAAGGGAAACCUGACCCGCUUCUUCCUAUCACCAGUGGUCCGGAGAACUCUUCUUGGGACAGAUGGUUUCAGCGGGUUCGCAGCUCCCGCAGCAACAAAUGGUGGGCAUCAAGAGGCUCUGAGUUCUUCUAGCUCCUGCAAAGCUGAAAGCAUCCACAUCAGUUGUGUGCAGAUUAAUCAUCACUGAGUGUGUUGACAAACAGAAUUACGCGGCCUUCCAUUGCAGACUGGCUCUCAGAGCACCUGAUAGUUUUUGGAGAAAAUUAUUAUCAGAGCACCUGAUAGUAUGUAGUAAUCCCUAACGAGACUGAACAUCGAUGUGUCCACAACCUGAUUCUUGUUCGCCAGAGAGCGAAGAUCAUUUUCCCAUGGUUCUGACUCGCUCUGUCAGAUUCUGAUGGUCAUGUAAUGUUGCUGUUCUUUUUUCCUUUUUGCAAACAUGAAGAUCCACAAUGUCAUAGGAAGUUAUCAGAAAGAGCACCAGAUUUCACA
This is a messenger RNA of Panicum virgatum (switchgrass), 1204 nucleotides long. RefSeq names its product guanine nucleotide-binding protein subunit gamma 2-like. Gene Ontology annotation, biological process: G protein-coupled receptor signaling pathway. The transcript has 4 exons. The record is from RefSeq and is a predicted model, not a curated record. Lineage: Eukaryota; Viridiplantae; Streptophyta; Magnoliopsida; Poales; Poaceae. Bases 398 to 844 code for a protein of 148 amino acids.